AUGGGCCUUUUUGGCAUGGCCGCGAGCUAUCUCGCCUUCACCGUCCUGCACUUCUUCCAAUUCGUCCUGGCCAUCACCGUCUGUGGUCUGUACGCCGUCGAUCUGCAGCGCGCCAGAAACGAGGGGGUAUAUGUCGACUCUAAAUGGGUUUUCGCUGAAGUGGUCGGUGGCCUCUCCGCCGUGACGGCCCUUCUUUACUGCGUCCCCUUCAUCCUACGAUUUGCCGCCACCUUCGUCUGGGACUUCAUUCUUUUCGUCCUUUGGAUUGCUCUCUUUGGACUCUUUGGUAAUAUGUAUAUCAAGGAAAAUGCCGAGGGCGAUAAAGAUAUUCAGCGGAUGAAGAAUGCAGUAUGGGUUGACUUAGCCAACGCACUGCUCUGGCUCAUCAGUACCCUCGCUUCCGCUGCCUACUGGUGGAGUCAUCGGGAACGUCGUACGCGCUUCACUGGCCGUGGCAAAGUCUAG
This is a messenger RNA of Colletotrichum aenigma, 465 nucleotides long. RefSeq lists its product as uncharacterized. The transcript has 3 exons. The coding region runs from base 1 to 465 and encodes 154 amino acids. NCBI's taxonomy places the organism in Eukaryota, Fungi, Ascomycota, Sordariomycetes, Glomerellales, Glomerellaceae. The record is from RefSeq and is a predicted model, not a curated record.